GCUUAGAAAUGUAUUAUUAUCUAUCUGGUGAUCGGUGUGUGUCGUGUAGUCUCUCUCCUGCGCGUCCCUGUCUGUUCAGAGAGAGAGAGAGAGAUUUCAUGGUCUGAAGAAUCUGACGAGAUUCACGUUACUCUUGCUCCUCUCUUCUCUUCUCAUCACUCAAUCCAAACACCAGUGGCAGACACGUAACUUACAGAAGACAAAACCAAAGAACACAAAAAAAAACUCUCCCCUUGUGUUCUUCAUCUUCAAUCUAGAAGCAGUUGAAAGCAUUGAUGAUCUGGUCUGAAUCUACCCAAUACCCAUCAUUACAUGAGGAUUCGCCUUCUGGGUCUACAAAAUGGAAGCCAUACAUGAUCCCCACUCCGUUGUCGUCGUUCCCCAAGUAAACCAUGUCUCCGGCGAAGGAGACAAAGACCUCGCCGGCGCCGCCGGCGGAGAAGCUGUUGUGGCGGCGGCGGCGGAGGAGAUAGUGAAAGAGAGGAGAUCUUGCGCGUCGGAGUGUUCGGUGGAGGUAGAUCUGGAGGAUGGAAUGGUACAUUUGUCGAAAUCUGAGAGGGAUUGCAGGAUUUGUCACAUGAGUUUGGAUUCAGGGAAUCAAGAAUCUGGGUUUCCGAUUGAGCUCGGCUGUUCUUGCAAGGACGAUCUUGCUGCUGCUCACAAGCAGUGUGCGGAGACUUGGUUCAAGAUCAAAGGAAACAAAAUCUGCGAAGUCUGCGGAUCAAUUGCCUGUAACAUUGCUGGAACAAUCGAGGCUGAGUCCGCGGAGCAUUGGAACGAAGCGAACGGGUCAACGCAACAAGCAGCAUCUGCUCAGGCAAAUCUGGCAGAAGCCAGGAGCUUCUGGCAGGGCCACCGGUUCUUGAAUUUCCUGCUGGCUUGCAUGGUGUUUGCCUUUGUGAUCUCUUGGCUCUUCCACUUCAACGUCCCCUCGUGAAUGGGUGUGACAAGGUAUUCUUCUGCGGUUGUAUCUUGUCUGGAGGCUCUGUUGAAGUUUUCAAUACUUUCAAUGCAACUCUCACCAGUUUCUGUACCAGAAA
Molecule: messenger RNA, 1040 nt
Organism: Tarenaya hassleriana
Lineage: Eukaryota; Viridiplantae; Streptophyta; Magnoliopsida; Brassicales; Cleomaceae
Exons: 2
Coding region: 341-937 (198 amino acids)
Molecular function (GO): zinc ion binding
Source: RefSeq, a predicted model, not a curated record